Molecule: messenger RNA, 2355 nt
Organism: Culex quinquefasciatus (southern house mosquito)
Lineage: Eukaryota; Metazoa; Arthropoda; Insecta; Diptera; Culicidae
Exons: 1
Coding region: 1-2355 (784 amino acids)
Biological process (GO): DNA integration
Molecular function (GO): nucleic acid binding
Source: RefSeq, a predicted model, not a curated record
AUGUUCGACCCGCUCGGAUUUGUGUGUCCGACAAUCACGAAAGCGAAAAUCAAGUUGCAAGCACUCUGGAGGAUGCAGAUCGACUGGGACGCGCCAGUCCCUGAAGCGGUCGUGCGAGAUUGGAUGGAGUUCAAGCAAAGGUUGACCGGUUUCGAUCGGCUUCGCAUUCCUCGUCACGUCAUCCGUCCCGGCUCCAAGCGCCUAGAACUACACGGAUUCUGCGACGCGUCGGAGAACGCGUUCGGUGCCUGCAUUUACCUCCGUUCCAUCUCCGAGGACAAGAAGUGCACCGUUCGUCUUCUUACCGCCAAGUCCAAAGUUGCCCCCAUCAACAUCAACACGAUCCCACGUCUAGAACUCUGCGGCGCCCGCCUGCUUGCAAAGCUGCUGUGCCAAGUUCUGGAAAGUUACGCAAUCGACGCACCUGUCUACCUCUGGACAGACUCGACCAUCGUCCUGAACUGGAUCUCUGGAUCGCCGGUGAUGUGGGGAACCUUUGUAGCCAACAGGGUCGCUGAAAUCCAAGAACGCACUGCUCUCGCCACCUGGAAUCACGUUCCGUCUGGAGACAACCCCGCGGACUUGGUUUCGCGAGGAAUGGACCUUGACGAACUGAUGGAAAGCGCACUGUGGUGGCACGGACCGCAGUGGCUUGGAAUCGACCAGCAUCCCUGGCCGCAAAUCUACGUUCCCAACGCGAAUGUGGAAGAAGAAAGACGGCGAGUCGUCUCUCUACCGGCUGUUGAAGACCAGCAGGAUAUCAUCAACCGGUACUCAAAUCUGCGUCACUUGAUCAGAAUCGGAGCUCUGCUUCGGCGGUUCUGCGAGAACUGCCUGCGUCACAAGAACGGUCAACUCAAGCUGGUUGGUCCACUCACCCUCGAUGAACUCGAUCGCACACAACUGGACCUCAUCCGUCGAGUUCAGCAGCAGUAUUUUGAAGAAGACUUCCGCUUACUCAGCACAACGGGAAGAGCUCACCGGAAGUCGAAGCUGCGUUUCCUUCAUCCGCAGCUCGUCAAUGGCAUUAUUCGGGUUGGCGGCCGGCUUCACAAUGCGAGGAUCCCGGUUGAUGUCAAGCAUCCGAUCGUUCUACCAGCCAAACACCGCUUGACCGAGAUGAUCACCAGAAGAGAACACCUACGAACACUUCACGCUGGUCCUGGGCUGCUGUUGUCCACCCUCCGACAGCGAUUCUGGCCUCUUGGCGGCCGGAACCUAGUGCGAAGCAUCGUCCACCGGUGCAUGACAUGCGCCCGAGCAAAACCAAGUACGCUGCAGCAGCUGAUGGGCAACCUACCAAGCGUUCGGGUCAACCAGGCACACCCUUUCGAGAACGUCGGAGUGGAUCUAGCUGGUCCGAUCUACAUCUGUUCCUCACUACGAAACCAUCGGAACCCGAUCAUCAAGGCGUACAUUGUGGUGUACGUUUGUUUGGCAACAAAAGCGGUCCAUCUGGAUCUCGUCACGGACCUCACAACAGAUGCCUUCAUCGCCUGUCUGCGUCGAUUCUGUGGACGGAGAGGACUUCCCGCGAACGUCUACUGCGACAACGGGACGAACUUCGUCGGGGCGCACAAAGAACUGGAGGAUCUGCGGAAGCUGUUUUUGACGCAGCGACACCAAGAUGCAGUUGCACGAGACUGUGCGGACAGCGGAAUCCACUUUCACUUUAUCCCACCUCGUUCGCCAACCUUCGGUGGAAUCUGGGAAGCUUGCGUCAAGUCCGUCAAGCAUCUGCUGCGAAGAGUCGUCGGCGAUGCCCACCUCCUCGAGUCCGAGAUGCAGACUGUGCUCAUCCAAAUUGAAGGUCAACUGAACUCACGUCCAAUCGUUCCGUUGCCUGCAAGCCCGUCUGACGAAAUGGCCCUUACACCAGGGCACUUCCUGGUCGGACGACCGCUCAACGCGAUUCCCGACCCAGAUCAACAAGCUAUCCCUGAAAACCGCCUGUCUCGCUGGAGAAGAGUACAACAACUAGCACAACACUUCUGGUCGCGCUGGCACAAAGAGUAUCUGGCGACUCUUCAGAAUCGCUAUCGCUGGAACACGGAACUGGACAAUCUCGCAGUCGGUUCUGUUGUCGCGCUGAUGGACGAGCGAUACCCACCGCAGAAAUGGCUCCUGGGACGUGUUCUCGACGUACACCCGGGUGCAGAUGGCCUUGUACGGGUGGCCACGGUCAAGACGAGCACCGGGACGACUCAACGCGCCAUCAACAAACUCUGCCUGCUUCCGGUGGAGAUUGAUCCAGCCAGCAUAGCAACGCAACAACAAUCGCCGGUCGAGAGGUCUCCUGGCCCUAGCUCGGGGAACAGAGCAGCCGGUUCGGACGCCGGUGCUUACUCUAGUUAG